CACAUAAGCAUUUUCUUUAGGGUGAACGACGCGUACUAUCCAACAUAAAGAUUCUUCAUCAUUUAAGGAACUAUUAGCUUGAAAGCGGCAUGAGUGCGUCUGAAGGUUUGUUGUUCGCUACAAGUUCAUCAUACAUAGCCGUGGUUGCUAUUGAUUUUGGGACCACAUACAGUGGUUUUGCUUUUGCUUUCAACCACAAGAAGGGAGAAGGAGGCAUUCAUAUGAACAGAGCCUGGGGACAUGACCAGGGAACUGCUACCCUUAAAACACCUACCUCUCUGCUUCUUCACCCUGAUGGUAGCUUUGAUUCAUUCGGAUACGAAGCGGAAGAAAAGUACGCCAACUUCUUUAAUGGUGAAGAUCGAGAUUAUCUUUACUUCAAACAUUUCAAAAUGGCACUACACAAGUCAGAGACAUUAGACAGAAAUACAAAGCUGACAGCUCGAAAUGGAAAAAAAAUUGAUGCUUUGGUUGUUUUUGCCCACUCAUUGAGGUAUCUCAAAGAUCGAGCUAUCGAAAUCAUUCGCGAGAGAACUGGAGACGAAAAGUAUAAUGAAAAGGACAUUCGGUGGGUCAUAACAGUGCCUGCCAUUUGGAGACCCGCUGCCAAGCAAUUCAUGAGAGAAGCUGCAUGUAAGGCGGAGAUGGUAUCAAAUAAGAACCCUGAACAGCUGCUUAUUGCCUUGGAACCAGAAGCAGCCUCUAUACACUGCAGAGAAAUGAAGAUGAGAGAAUUCGCCAAUGAGAAAGGAGAUGCCACUGUGUCUGACGUCUUUGCUCGACCUGGGUCAAAAUACCUUGUUAUUGAUAUCGGAGGCGGGACUCUUGACGUCACAGCUCAUGAAAUCUUAAUGAAUGGAAACAUUAAAGAAAUCUAUCAGGUGACAGGAGGACCUUAUGGUGGAACCAAAGUUGACGAGGAGUUCAUGUCCCUACUUGAGAGGUUUUUUGGAACUUAUCAGGUGAAAAGCUUCCGUGAAAACCACCCAGCAGAAUGGCUGGAGAUGAUGAAUGAAUUUGAGAUGAAGAAGCGAGGGCGCCGAGCUUACGAGGGUGAAACAACCAGAAUUCGCCUUCCUCGUACCUUUACUGCACUGGUUUCAGAGCAAGGUGGGCCUGAUCUGGCGAGACGAUUUGCAAGUUCUUGUACAACUGAUGAUGUCCAAUUCGUCAGAAAUGAAUACUUCUGUAUAGGACCAGCGACCAUGAAAAAAUUGUUUGAACCGGUUCUGAAAGGAAUAGUGAAGCACCUGAACAAUCUUCUUAAGCAUCGUGAGCUCCGUGGGCUGCAAUUUUUCUUUCUUGUUGGAGGUUUCGCCGAGUCAGCGAUACUUCAGGAUGCAAUAAAGAAAAACUUUCAGCGGAGAUGCAGAAUUUUAGUUCCAAGCAAUGCUAGCAUUGCAGUUGUUCAAGGUGCAGUUAUGUUUGGCCAAACACCUGACAUUGUCGACUCUAGAAUAAUGUCUACGACUUACGGCUUCGAUACGUACCGCCGGUUUAACCCCAGUCUUCACCCAAUUGACAAGCAGCGCUUUGUUGACGGUGUAGCCUACUGCAAAGAUUGCUUUGUGGUUCUUGUUAAAGAGAAUGACAUUGUGAGGACAGGUGAAAAGAAAGUCUUCGCUGAUUACAGCCCAUUGGAAGGAAGUCAAACAGCAGUUAGGUUCAGUUUUUUCACCUCCACCAAUCCUGACGCCAAAUACUCAACAGACGCUUCAGUUAGCAAGUCCAUAGGGGAGGUUGUCGUCAAAUCACCUGACGUUACAAAAGGAACCAGCCGAAUGAUUGACCUGGCGAUAGAGUUUGGCGGAACUGAGAUUAAAGCCACUGCAAUAGACAAGAGCAGUGGGAACACUGCCACGGUGUAUCUUGACUUCCUGUGCAAUAAGGAUUAAAAAUCACCGAAAAUCACCUGAGAAGAUAUGAAGUCCACGAGUGAAUGUAUGCGAUAAACCUGUCUGCGUUUUAGGGACAAUAUUUUCGUAUGUUAUCAUUGUAUCGCGUAGAACUGAUUUAUCCCUAAAGUUUUUGUAAACCUCUAUUUUAGUCUCCGUGUGUAUGGAGUCCAUCAUGAACAACUCCAGCAUAUCGAAGCUAAACCUGACGUUAUGAAACAUCUUUGAACUUCGUUAUAUAACUGAAAUACUAGACUCAGACCGGACCGGACCUACGACCUAAGACCUAGGACCGGCCCUAGGACCAGGAAAGUGUCAAGAUAUCCACUAAUAACAAAUUCUUGAAUUCAUGGAAAGUCCAGUUUUGACGCUUUCUUUUAACGAAGUGUAAUAUUAAAUAA
Molecule: messenger RNA, 2296 nt
Organism: Pocillopora verrucosa
Lineage: Eukaryota; Metazoa; Cnidaria; Anthozoa; Scleractinia; Pocilloporidae
Product: heat shock 70 kDa protein 12A-like
Source: RefSeq, a predicted model, not a curated record